AUGAAGAUAACUAAAGAUCCUGAACAUAAAACAAGAAUUCGAUCCCAAUCUCGAAAAUCCAUUUAGGAGAAAUGCAAGUUUUAAUUCUAAAAUUCUAAGAAAAAGUAUGCACAUAAGAAUUAAGACGUGGAAGGCAAAGAAAAGUUUUAAACCGAAGUGGAUGAAUAAGAUAGUUCAGAUAGUUAAAUGGAUGAUGCUUAAUUAUUAGAAUAUCGAAAGAAAAAAAAAUAAGAAUUUGUAUUUGAAGUUUCUGAUUUCAGUAGCUCAGAAAGUUUUGAUUCUGAUUUAGAAAAUGAUUAACAUUCUGAAUAAAAUGCGAAUUCGAAUCAAGAACAACAUUAAAAUGCUUGCCAAAAUCUCAAAAAUUUGGCUUUUUCUCAUAAUAUCAGUUUAUAAUCGUAAAACACUCUAUAAUUAGUGAAUAGCAACAAAUCUUAAAAACAUUCAGUCAUAACAAAAAAAUAAAAAGUGUUAAAAGCAUUCAGACCAGCACUGAUAAAAAAAGAUUUUCAAUUGUUACGAAGUUUAAAAUAAAACUAAGAUUUUCUCAAUAAUGAAUUAGCUACUUUGGAGGAAUAUAAGAUCGAUAGGGAGAUUGUGGUUGAUAUGGAUUGCUAGGAUAUUCAUACUUUUAUGAGAUUACAGAAUGAAGUCGAAGAAAUGAGAAGAAAAUAAAUGGAUUUCAAUAAAUAGAAGGAAAGACAUUAUGAAAUAGUGAAGAACAGAUCCCAACCAAACAAAGGGGCUACUAAAUAAGAUGAAAAUAAACUAUGGAUUAUGAUGAUGGCUAGGAAGUUCAUCAAAAGCAUGAAGGAUAAAAAAAACAAUAAAUAAUCAAGCAAUUAGCCACCUCAACCAAUCGUAAGAAAAAGCACAAGAGGUUCUUAAAUUAAAUAAGUCUCAUGA
Molecule: messenger RNA, 906 nt
Organism: Paramecium tetraurelia
Lineage: Eukaryota; Ciliophora; Oligohymenophorea; Peniculida; Parameciidae
Exons: 1
Source: RefSeq, a predicted model, not a curated record